AUGGGAUGCAUUGCUACAGAAGAAGUUUUCAAAUGGUUAACUAAUAACCCAAAAAUUGUUAAUGCUUCAACAAUAAUUUGCAGAAUCAUGGAUGAUAUUGUUUCCAACGAGUUUGAGCAGAAGAGAGGGCAUGGUGCCUCUUCUAUUGAGUGUUACAUGAGUCAACAUGGUGUAACUAGAGAAGAUGCAAUUAAUGAACUUUCAAGACAAGUUACAAAUGCUUGGAAGGAUAUCAAUGAGGAACUUCUUGAUUCAACUAAAGUGCCAAAGCCUCUACUUAUGCGUGUUCUCAAUUUAUCACGUGUCAUUCAUGUGCUUUACAAAGAUGAAGAUUGCUACACUAAUUCCCAAGGAUCAACAAAGAAUGACAUAAUAUCUAUCUUGAUGAAUCCAUGUCCAAUAUGA
Molecule: messenger RNA, 405 nt
Organism: Vicia faba (fava bean)
Lineage: Eukaryota; Viridiplantae; Streptophyta; Magnoliopsida; Fabales; Fabaceae
Source: the annotation of a GenBank genome assembly